AUGGAGGAGCAGGAAUUCAGCUCAAGGAUAAGGAAUGAACUUCUAGAAGAAAUCCGAAACUACAAGACUCUGACAGAGUCAGUGGAAGAGCCCAGAAUCCUCCUGGUUGGGCAGAUUACAGCUGGGAAAAGCAGCUUCUUCAAUUCGUUGAACAGCGUCUUCAGAGGUCAUGUGAUGCUGCAGGCCGCAUCUGGGUAUGGAGACACCAGUGUAAGCAAACAGUACCGAACAUAUACAGUUCUAGAUGGAAAAGAUGGAAGAAGCUGCCAUUCAUCCUGUGUGACACCAUGGGUCUAGAAAGUAAUCAACAGACCAAGAAAGACAAUAAUAAAGGACACGUCCCACACAUGAAUGAGUACCGAACAUAUCCAGUUCAUGAUAGA
Messenger RNA from Polypterus senegalus (gray bichir), 383 nucleotides. Its product is annotated as interferon-induced protein 44-like. The coding region runs from base 1 to 297 and encodes 98 amino acids. The record is from RefSeq and is a predicted model, not a curated record. The transcript is spliced from 4 exons. NCBI's taxonomy places the organism in Eukaryota, Metazoa, Chordata, Cladistia, Polypteriformes, Polypteridae.